CACAGGGGAGCAAGCAGCUGAGAGCCCCUGAGCUGAGCACAGGAAUUGUCCAGCUGCCACAUGCAGAUGCCAGGCCUCCUGGGAACUUCGGCCGUGGUGGGAUUGUUUGCAAGUGCAGUUGUAGCUGUUCUGUUGCUGCUACUGUUGCUGGCUACCUGCCUUUUCCCUGGACAGCAGGACUUGGACAUAGAGAGGAGUCCUGCUUCAAAUGUCAGGAGAAAUCGAGUCCGAAGGCCUUUCCUCUCCCGGAUUCACGUGGGACGUUCUCACCAUCUUCAUCAUCCUGGCCAUGUAUCUCCUGUGCGCCAUGCAGGUCUCAGCCACCACCAUGUUGCCCACCACCACCACCACCACGGUCAUCACCAUGGUCAUCACCAUGGUCACCGAGGCCAUCACUGACAGAAACCCCUGGCAGCCCUAGGAUCACAGGAGGAGCAGACCCAGAAGUCCUCAUGCAGCAAGGC
Messenger RNA from Suncus etruscus (white-toothed pygmy shrew), 464 nucleotides. It is a transcript of the gene HRCT1, whose product is annotated as histidine rich carboxyl terminus 1. The record is from RefSeq and is a predicted model, not a curated record. NCBI's taxonomy places the organism in Eukaryota, Metazoa, Chordata, Mammalia, Eulipotyphla, Soricidae. The transcript has a single exon. The coding region runs from base 61 to 399 and encodes 112 amino acids.